Strongylocentrotus purpuratus (purple sea urchin) is the source of this 3604-nucleotide messenger RNA. RefSeq names its product src-family protein tyrosine kinase (gene SFK1). NCBI's taxonomy places the organism in Eukaryota, Metazoa, Echinodermata, Echinoidea, Camarodonta, Strongylocentrotidae. Gene Ontology annotation, biological process: cell differentiation; innate immune response; protein phosphorylation. Gene Ontology annotation, cellular component: extrinsic component of cytoplasmic side of plasma membrane. Gene Ontology annotation, molecular function: ATP binding; signaling receptor binding; non-membrane spanning protein tyrosine kinase activity. The record is from RefSeq and is marked provisional.
GCUUGGAAUGUUGUAGCACCUAGAGCAGAGUCAUGGGAUGUGUUAAUAGUACUAGUAAAUCCAAAGGGGACAAUUACCGGCCGGGCCAGGGGCAGACCACUUCCCCCUCUCACAAUCAGCAAUCGUUCCCAGAUCACAACACAUCUCGCACUUCACAGUUUGAUCGAGCCCCACCGGGUAUGAUCAUACCACCGGCAAACAAACCAAAAGCAGUUGCUCAUCCGUACACAGCCUUAUAUGAUUAUGAUGCCAGAUCAGAAGACGAUCUUGAUUUCAAGAAAGGAGAUAUCUUGGAUGUCACCAAGACUGAGGGCGAUUGGUGGUUGGCUCGAUCACAAAAGACUGGAAAGGAAGGCUACAUUCCUAGUAACUAUGUAGCACCGGUGGACAGUAUGAAAAGAGAAGAUUGGUAUUUUGGAAAGUGUGCCCGUAAGGAUGCCGAGAAGAAGUUGAUAGCCAUUGGUAUAAAUAAAGGACAAUUCAUUGUGAGGGAUGGAGAAGCUAACCCUGGAACCUUCUCGCUGUCUGUGAGAGAUAACGACCCUCAGAAGGGAGAUCAUGUCAAACAUUACAGGAUACGGAAGAUGGACGGAGGCAACGGCUUCUUCAUCACUCAACGAAGUGUCUUUCCGACGCUCUCAGAGCUUGUUCGUCACUACCAGAGUAACAUCGAUGGCCUAUGCUGCAUCUUGAGCAGAGCUUGCCCUAAGGAGAACCCUAACACCAUCGGUCUCGGUAAAGACCGGUGGGAGAUCCCUCGGGAGUCCCUCAGGAUGACCAGACGACUCGGACAUGGACAGUUUGGUGAGGUCUGGCAAGGAGUAUGGAAUGGUAACACACCUGUCGCUGUCAAGACUCUGAAGGAAGGGACCAUGUCACCUGCAGCCUUCCUGGCUGAGGCCAACGUCAUGAAGAAAGUCAGACAUGAACGCCUUGUACAGCUCUAUGCAGUGUGCUCAGACAGAGAGCCAAUCUACAUUGUGACAGAGUUGAUGUCAAAUGGAAGCUUACUGGACUAUCUCAAGGAUGGCACGGGCAAAGACACCAAGCUGACGACACACGUUGAUAUGGGUGCACAGAUUGCAAGUGGUAUGGCCUAUCUAGAAUCCAUGAACUUUGUUCAUCGUGACCUUGCUGCCAGGAAUGUUUUGGUUGGUGAGGGUAAUGUUGUCAAGGUCGCUGACUUUGGUCUGGCUCGUCUCAUCGAAGAAGACGAAUACAUGGCGAGAGUAGGUGCCAAGUUCCCAAUCAAGUGGACUGCUCCUGAGGCUGCCCUUCACGGAAGGUUCACCAUCAAAUCAGACGUCUGGUCAUUUGGAAUCCUGAUGACAGAGAUAGUUACCUUCGGUCGUAUCCCAUAUCCCGGUAUGACGAAUCGGGAGGUGCUAGAUCAGGUGGACCUUGGGUAUCGUAUGCCUAAGAUGCAUCACUGUCCGGACUCUCUCUACGAGAUCAUGUUGAAAUGCUGGCACAAAGAUCCCCAGCAGAGGCCCACGUUCGAGUUCCUUCACUUCUGCCUGGAUGACUACUUCGUCUCGACCGAACCCAACUACAAGGAGGCCGAUUAGCUGGCAAAGAUUGUCUCUUGAAUGAAUGGACAGUGUCUUGAAAGAUUGUCUCUUGAAUGGACAGUGUCUUGAAAGAUUGUCUCUUGAAUGGACAGUGUCGUGAAAGAUUUCUAUUACAGCUCCAUCGUUUAAUACAGAGAAAUUGUUCUGUUGAGUUGUGUAAUUGCUCCAAAAGAUUGUCUUUUAAAAGGACAUUGUCUCCUAAGAGUCAGGACCUCAUUCUCGACAUGAUCCUAUCGUCUCUCACCACAUCCAUUCUAAAAGAUAAACUGGUUUGGAGAGAAAGACGUCUUAACUGCUAAUAGUUGGUAUAAGAUGGGUCGCUUUAUAAUGCUAAAGUAAAAUGGUUGUAGUCUCUCUCUGACAAGACUGAGAUUGAUAUGCUACAAAUAGAUCAAUAUGCCAAGAGACUAAAAAAAAAUGAAGUUCAUCUCACUUAUAUCUUUGUAAAUGAUAAUGAAAAAUCGAUAUGUCUAUAGCAAAAAUAAUGUAAAAAAAGCAAGAAUAUAUUAGGCUUAACCACAAAAUUAAAUGAUUUUAUGAAACAUCUUUCUGCACCUUGCCAAAUUGAGUCAGCCCCGAGAUAUAACACUGUGUUUUGCUCUUUGAACAGUUUUUCUUGUCAUUUAGGGCCCUGUCUUAAUAUCAAAAGCUGCAACUACUCUGCAUCGAUUGCAAGUUCUCCAAUCAAUCGAAAAUUACAAACUCAUAUCUCUGUAGUGUAGAUUGUGAUUGGUAUCAAGUUACGAUCAAUUUGAAUCAAUCACAACGAUUUAAAACAAAGAACCAGUUGUGCCAUACAGCUAUAGAAAAGUCUAAGCAAUCUAUGUUUGGCAAUAGAUCAAGGGUGCUAGUAUAAGGUAGGAGUUGUGUUUAAGGUUAUUGAUGUAUUCCAUCUAUAAAUUAUGCAAGCAUUGAGAUCUUUAACUUGCUUCCCUGUGUUAGUGUUUCCAAUCAUCGCUAAUUUAAUGUUCAAUGAUUGAAUUCAAUUCAUAUGUAUAAGGAUGGAUUUAUGUGUAAAUCUUUGUGUUUUUCUGAAUAAUAACAUUUUGAGUAUAAGGCUUUACAGUAACCCAUCCUUCUUAUCAUGUAUGUAGUAACAUUGAAAACUUGUCAUCAGCAGCUCACCUGUAUGUGUGGGCCAUUAGAGUUUUAACCGUCUGUUUGGAACCAAAAGGGCAUUAACUGUUUUUAAAAUCAAAUGAGUUAGCGUCCUUCUUGCUCCUAAUAGACAACAUGUAAUCAACGGUACUCCUUUUAUACUUCGUUUGAUGGAAGAAAGUUAUUUUUAUACUCGUCUGAUCUGAAUAAUUUCAUAACCGAUGAUUUAUAUACAUUCCCUCUCUUUGUUUCCUCAUCUUUUCAGAUAGUACUAUAGUCUAAAGACGAUAAACAGUCACUGUAUUAUGGUACUUUUUAAACACAAUCAUGUGAGUAAUUUUUUAGGACUUUGUAAUGAACAUUUUAAGGGCUCUGUACAUGUAGCUACAUGCUUUUUAAGUGUAGCUUAUUUUGAAUAUCAGGCAUAUUGGUAGUUGAUGAAGAGUAAAAACGUAUAUGUUUGCGAUGAAAUGUUCAUGUUGAAAAUAUCUACAGCUCUUUCAUGUCUUUUGGAUGAGAGAAAACGAAUCACAGAAUUUACCUCGAUUUUCAAUGACUUUUGGUACAUUUGCAUUUACUCGUUUGGAUGUUAUAGAGUAAUAUGCCUGUAAUAUGUAUUGCUAGGUUGGGCAGAUCUCUGACAAGAUUAUUAGGAUGUGGAGGUUGUUCUGUAAAAACAAAAAAAGAGAUUGGGUGUACUUGCUCCUCCUGUGCACUUUGAGUUUGAGUUGUCACUUGUUUUAUAAAGCCUCGUUCAUACAUGAUAUUUUAAACCGUUUAAAAAAAGGGCUGCAGCGACAUAGAAUGACAUGAGAACAGUGCCUUUUAUAUUUCUGUAUUUUAUACCGCACAGAUAUAUAACUUUGCUUAGGGAUCUGUUGCCUGCAGGUGAUUUUUCAGCAUCACUUUCCCUCUCAUUUUCAUGUCAAAUGUUU